Messenger RNA from Trichobilharzia szidati, 1707 nucleotides. Lineage: Eukaryota; Metazoa; Platyhelminthes; Trematoda; Strigeidida; Schistosomatidae. The record is from the annotation of a GenBank genome assembly.
UAGGAGGCGGCGCGGCAUUCAAAAGAACGCGGCACAGUGGGCCCAAAAGUCGGUCGUUUGAGUGGCUAGGACCUGAGCUAUUGCGUCAUCUUUCACGGUAAAAUGCUGUCUCGCACAGUAUCUAUGAAAUGUGUCCGGGAGUUUUGUCAGGUUACAGGCACGGAUGAAGAAACUGCUCGCUCAUUUCUGUCAGCUUGUAAUGAUGAUUUGGAUUUAGCUGUGAGUCUAUAUAUGGAUGACCCUAGUAGAGUUCCAUCUCACAGUACUACAGAGGAAUAUCGUUCCCCCAUCCCUCAAAGAAAUGAGCAGCUACUGCCUGCAGUUGUGCCACUUCUGCCUACUCAUUUGCAAAACCCAGCUCCACUUCAAAAGCGUCGACGAGCAUUCGUGGCCGAUGAUUCCGAUGACAGUUCAGGCGAUGAUGUUAUCCUGACAAGUGAGCGUUCAUCGAAACCACGAUAUGAGCCUAAUUCAUCAUCAUCAAAUACAGAAGGCGUUAGCUCUGGUUCAUCUUCAGUCGCUCGUUCAUGUGGUCAUGUCAAUGGAGCAAAGGAUGAUACAACACAAAAGAAAAAGAGACACCUACAGCAACUUUAUCAACCUCCUGUUGAAUUAUUGUUCAGUGGAUCGUUAAAUGCUGCUGCAAUAGCUGCUCAAGAGAAACAUCAAUGGUUGCUUGUUAGUGUCCACGAUGAAGGGUGUUUUGAGUGUCAUUUGUUAAACCGUGAUGUUUGGAAGGAUCCAAAAGUCUAUCAGCUGGUCAAAUACCACUGUACAUUCCUCCAACUUGAUUCCACACAGUACAUUUUGGUACAAGUAUCGAAUUUUCAGCAUGUGAUGUCGGUAGCGCGAAUGUAGCAGGCGGAUACGAGGUGUGAGUCGGCAGGAGAUCGAACCCCGGACCAUGUGCAUGGUCGGCGAGAGUCCUAACCGCUAUGCCACCGAAGCAGAACCAAGGAUGCUCAUCUUGCCCUACUUUUCAGGACUCCUCAUCCGAAUGUGCCUGCUUGUCAAUGAGUGGAAGAAAAAAUCCCCACUGAGGUUCCAGAUGACAAGUCCCAAAUAGGACACAAACGCACAUCUUAGAUUCCACUGCUAGACAACAUCAAACAAUCACUUCUGAAGUGUUUUUCAUGGUGAUACGACGACACCCGUCUACAGAGCCUAUAUACCAAAAUGAGGUUGACGUACCGAAUUUUGAUUUAACCACUGGAAAUCAAAAUAUGAAUAAAUAAUUUUGAAAUCAAUCCCAUCGCACAAACGGUGACUCUUAUAGACCAAAAGCCUAAUGGAUAAUGUUUAUGCAUUGGAAACGAUAGGUACUGGGUUCGAGUCUUAAUGGAAAUACUAUCACACCUACUGGGGAGUAUGUACAUUCAACUGACGAAAACAAGUCACAUCCUUCAUCUCACUAAUGACCACCAACAAAACAAGUGACCAACUAACUCCAUACAGAUAAAAAAAGAGGCAGUAAACAAAACGUCAGCAAUAGUAGUAGUAGUAGUAGUAGUGAAAAACUGACAUUAUACUUACUGAAUUAGUGAAGCAUCAUCACUGUUGGCGUUACUUCUUUUUUUCCCUCUAUGACCUUCUUCAUCUUCCAUCUUAAGAUGAUGCUUUAAAAAUUGUCUAGUCCAAUUAGGAAAGGAUGAGAGUAGAUCAAUUAAUAAUUCGUUAUCCAUAUUACAGUUUAAUAACCAAUUAUUG